AGCACUAUACUUUAUAUAAGGCAUGAUGCCUUCUGUUUCAAAGACGAGAGAGCAACCGAUUAGGAAAAGAAUCGAGAGAGAUAAGGAAGCAGCUGCCCUGAUCUUUUGAUCCUUCUGAGCAAAUUCGAUAUUAGUGUUACUUUUGUGGUUUUUGAAAGAGGAGAUUUGAUCUUUAAUUUGCAGCUCAAAUUACAGAAGCUUGCCAAGAUGGAGUUGUUCGGAUGCAAAACUGUCCAGGAGGUGCUCAUCCAAGAGGAACAGGUGCCAGAGAAAUAUAUCCAUAAAGUUGAAGAUGGUGGAGUCCCAGUCCCAGAUGCUUCUCCUCCCCAGUUACUGGAUGUUCCAGUUAUUGAUCUUGCUCUCCUCGCAGCUUCUUCAAUUACUGCAGAUGAAUAUGAGAAACUCAGAUCAGCUCUUGACACAUUGGGUUGCUUCCAGGUAAUAAACCACGGCAUGUCGCCAGAAUUCUUAGACGAGGUCCGAGAGAUUACGAAGCAGUUUUUUGCACUACCAGUUGAAGAUAAGAAGAAGUACUUGAGACAAGGCAACGACGUUCAAGGAUAUGGAAACGACGUGGUUUAUACAGAGCAACAAAAACUGGAUUGGACUGAUAGACUAUACCUUACUGUGUUUCCACAAGACAACCGCAAGCUCGAAGUUUGGCCUGAAAAUCCCGAAUCUUUUAGGCGGACUUUAGACCAACUUGUCAUGGAGUUAAAUGUAGUAACAAAAACUGUCCUCAAGGCCAUGACAAGGUCAUUGGGUUUGGAGGACAACUGCUUUUCCGACCUGUAUGGGAACAUGGAUAUCAGAUUCAACUUGUAUCCUCCAUAUCCGAGGCCUGAUCUCGUCCUCGGUUUCAAAUCACACUCAGACUCAUCCCUAAUCACCCAUGUCUUGCAAGACAAGGAAGUAGAAGGUCUUCAAUUUCUCAAAGGUGAUGAGUGGUUUCGUGCUCCCAUUGUUCCUGACGCGCUUCUCAUCAUAGUUGGCGACCAAGUAGAGAUCUUGAGCAACGGUGCAUUCAAGGGCGCUGUACACCAGGUGGUGAUACAUCCAGACAAGGAGAGGAUAUCGGUGGCGGCAUUCUGCUAUGGGGAGUCGUAUAAAAUUGAACCCUUUGAAGGGUUGGUGGAUGAGUCGAGGCCAAGAUUGUACAGAAAGAUGGAAAAUUAUGGGGACAUCUUUAUGGAAAACUAUCAGAAAGGGAGGAGAACAAUUGAAGAAGCAAAAAUAUAUGUGUAACGUUAUGUGACGUAACACACUCUCCCCUGCGCAUAAAACUUAUAGUUGUCGAGGUGUUUCUUCUAGCGUAAUAAAACCCUCAAGUUUGGCUCGAACUCUCAUGAACCAAAAACUCAUAAGAUGUUGUAAAUUAGAGUGGCUGAAGCUUGAAGUUGAAACUUAAUUACCUAUUUUCUCUGCAACUUAUGUUGCAAAGAAAUUGUACGUAAAUUAUGACGAUAUAUUGAUAUGCAUAGCUCCUUAACUAAGUUUUAUUUCAA
Molecule: messenger RNA, 1505 nt
Organism: Malus domestica (apple)
Lineage: Eukaryota; Viridiplantae; Streptophyta; Magnoliopsida; Rosales; Rosaceae
Product: protein LATERAL BRANCHING OXIDOREDUCTASE 1-like
Source: RefSeq, a predicted model, not a curated record